Phaeodactylum tricornutum CCAP 1055/1 is the source of this 762-nucleotide messenger RNA. It is a transcript of the gene FABG, whose product is annotated as 3-oxoacyl-[acyl-carrier protein. The transcript is spliced from 2 exons. The coding region runs from base 1 to 762 and encodes 253 amino acids. Gene Ontology annotation, biological process: fatty acid biosynthetic process. Gene Ontology annotation, molecular function: 3-oxoacyl-[acyl-carrier-protein] reductase (NADPH) activity; NAD binding. The record is from RefSeq and is a predicted model, not a curated record. Lineage: Eukaryota; Bacillariophyta; Bacillariophyceae; Surirellales; Neidiaceae.
AUGGUUGCCGACGACGCCAAGGUAGUUCUUGUCACUGGAUCUUCCCGUGGUCUGGGCAAGGCUAUUGCCUUGGAUCUUGGAAAGGCUGGUCAAAAGGUGAUCAUCAACUACGUUUCGGACGGAUCGAAGGAAGGAGCCGACGCCGCCGUCGAAGAGAUCAAGUCACUUGGUGGAGACGCGAUUGCUAUCCAGGCUGAUUCUUCCAAGCCCGAUUCCAUCAAGAGCAUGUUUGAAGAAGCCGUUGAGAAGUUUGGUACCGUCGAUGUGCUCAUCAAUAACGCAGGCAUUACGCGCGAUACCCUGGUCAUGCGCAUGAAACCCCAGCAGUGGCAGGAUGUGAUCGACAUUAAUCUUUCCGGAGUUUUCUACUGCUCGCAGGCCUUUUUCAAGGUCGCUUCCAAAAAGCGCACGGGCCGCAUUAUCAAUAUUAGUUCGGUCGUAGGCCAGAUUGGCAAUCCUGGACAAGCUAACUACGCUGCCGCUAAGGGUGGUGUCAUUGGUAUGACUUACUCCAACGCUAAGGAGUUUGCCGCGCGUGGGAUUACCGUCAACGCUAUUUGUCCAGGAUACAUUGAAUCGGACAUGACAGCCGUCCUGGACGAAGCUUACCUGGAAAAGGUUGCCGAAAUUAUUCCGUUGAAGCGACUCGGGAAACCGGAAGAAGUUGCUGGCAUGGCGCGCUUCUUGGCGUUGGAUCCUGCUGCCGACUAUAUCACUGGACAUACCUUCAAUGUGGAUGGUGGCAUUGCGAUCGGAUGCUAA